Molecule: messenger RNA, 1117 nt
Organism: Parathielavia appendiculata
Lineage: Eukaryota; Fungi; Ascomycota; Sordariomycetes; Sordariales; Chaetomiaceae
Exons: 1
Coding region: 456-1025 (189 amino acids)
Source: RefSeq, a predicted model, not a curated record
AUGCGACGAGGAAGCCGAUGGCCGAUUUGGCUGUAAUCCGUUCAAAACCGCCAGAUGACAGGAGCUUCGGCAUCUAAUGGCAGCAACUCAGUGUACUAACUUGAAAUAUUCCUGGUUAUGAAUCGAGGCCGAAGCCCCAGUGUGGUGCUGCGCGCACGGUGUUGACAUGUUUGUUGUUGUUGUUGUUGUUGUUGUUGUUGUUGAGGUGCGAAGCAAAAGUAGAGGAUGAAAGAACAUAGACCUUUGCAACGAGACCCGGUGAUUGCGACUCUUUCGGCAAUGGCAACGUUCUAACUCUCCGUGUUGAGGCUCAGAGGCGAAAGUGCAUCUAAUCAUUCGUUACAGUUGGGUGCCAGCACUGUUUCUCAAAAAACUUUUGGUCCUCUGCCAUAUAAAUAUACAUUAGCUGCCCUGUACGGAAACAUCUCGGCCACUUUCAGCGUCAUGCGACACAGAUGAGCAUUGCUAUAAGAAAAGCACCGAAACAGAGUCGGAGAGAAAUAAGACAAGGUGCCAAACUCUGCGAACGUAUAUCAGGAGUGUUGCAGCGCUUCAGGUCAUUGGUGAUCCAUCUCGUGCUUUGCGAUGGUCUCAUGGUCUUGCUCCCACCUCAAGUCGACUUAAAUCCAAGCGUAACACUAUGCGGAGAUUUUGAUAUACCGUAUCAACAUGUGCAUGUAAUGUACCUUGGAAACGUCAACCCUCCCGAAUUACACGUCUCCUCAUCAAAGCACUCAAGCAAACCUGGCCGUCAUGUUUUGUGCAGUCAAACGAAAGUACAGCCGAUUGCCACUAAUGAGACUAGGGCGGGAGCAGGAGCGGGAUGGGCGAGAUUGCCAAUGGAGGACAAUGCGACCAAACAAACAAGGACGCACUUUUACCGUUGCAUUCUAAACUGUCCGAGACUCGGGAAGCCCAAUAAGACGGUCGGCCCUCGGGUUCGUAGGCUGAACAAAACAGGAAAGAAGUCUCCCUUUGUUUCUCGAUCCCUGGGUCUGACUGCGUCAUCGAGGCCCGGAUCGUGACCAGCGUCGAAUGGCGUUGAGAAAAGCUCAAUCCGGCAGAAAAGCUGGAAAAUAUGACGCUGCCUUCUGAGAGGCUGACGGGGGACCGAUUG